GCAGGCGUUAAAAGCUUUAAAACCCACCUAAAAAAGAUCGCCAAAGUGCAAAAAUUUACCUUCGAAGAAUUUGCUACCCUAUUAACCCGCAUCGAAAGUUGUUUAAACUCUCGCCCAAUAAGCCCCACAAACGACGACUCAUCAGACUUGGAACCAUUGACUCCAGGACAUUUCCUAAUAGGUACUCCAAUACUAACACCAGCCGAACCCAACUUAGAGGAUGCUAACUUAAGCAUCAUUAACAGAUGGCAGAAAUUGAAAAUACUUUACCAACAUUUCUGUAAAAGAUGGAAGGAAGAAUACCUUAAGGAACUCCACAGACGUUAUAAAUGGAAAUACCCCCAGCGUAACGUUGAAGUAAAUGAUCUUGUUGUCAUUCGAAACGAAAACACAUCACCAAACGAGUGGAAAUUAGGCCGAAUCGAAAAGGUGUUUUUCGGUUUGGACAAUAAUACACGAGUGGUUGAAAUCCGCACUGCUCAAGGCACAAUAACCCGCCCCAUUACAAAAAUUGUAAUUUUAAGUACAGAAUAACUUAACAGUUUUCUUUCUUUUUAGAGAAAUGGCACCAACCACCAUUAAAACAUUAAACGCUCGUCGAAAUAGCCUCACGUCCACCAUACGGUCCCAUAGUGUAACCCGUAGCAUUACACCAACGCCUGAAAAUGAAACAAUGUCGCGACGCAUUCGACGUUUCCAAACAACUCUACCCACUAUUCGAGAAGAAAAUGAAAAUUAUCACCACAAGACCCGUAAAACUAUAACCCACAGAGGAAUUACUCAUCGUCACGUUGCUUGCGGAUUAUGUAAAAAGGAUCACCGGUUAGCCACUUGUACCAUGUACUUGUCGGUUAACAUAUAUAAAAAGUACGAAGUUGUCAUCAAAUAUCGAUAUUGUGUUAAUUGUCUAGCCAGGUCCCACAAGACAGAAGAAUGCACAAGUAAGAACCGAUGUUCCACUUGCAAUGGCAAGCACCACACAUCCCUACAUGGACACCCCAGAUUAUACACGGAAAAUGAAGGAAAAAUAGUAGAGAAACCAGUAUCUCAAAAACAUCCAAUAGAGACCCGAUUACCAUCCUUGCUGGCUAAACAAAUGCUAAUACCCACAACAAUUAUCCGAUUGAAAUGCGAUGGUAUGUGGCACAAAGUUCGAGCCCUCUUAAACCCGACCCUCAAAAUAACAAACAUAGCGGCCGAACUUGUAAAAAAAUUGAAACUUCCAAUAACAUACCUCAACACAUAUCGCAUCUGCAACAUACAAAUUGGAUCAAUUAAUGAUGACAAAUUUCGUUCUGAAUGCCACUCGAUAAUCACGCAGCAGUUACCCAAAAAACCUUAUGAGCAGGACUUAAGUGACGAUGUUCAAACACGCUUUGACCAUUUAGUCCUCGCUGACCCACACUUUUAUACCAACAGAGAAAUGAUGAUUGAAAUUGGAGCAGAUGUAUACCCACACAUUAUCCGAAGUGGAUUGUUUACCCCUGAUAAUGGUACAGUGGUAGCACAAAAUACAGCAUUCGGCUGGACCCUCACUGGAACCCUAUGAUAACGAAGUACCCUAAAUACUGCAAGGCGGCCGGCAUGUUUAGCGCAAACAAAUACUCCUCUGCAUUACUAUCAAAUACUCCGAAAAGUAAUAGAGAUGUAAUGCAGAGGAGAUAAACCGCCACAAACUUCACUAACAACUUUUGCAACAAAACAAUACCCGAUGAGUUACAAAAACACUUCAACAAAUUCGUAUUCGUACAUAAAAUCCCGCGCAAAUCGCAAGUGAAAUCAGCAAGUGGAAACAAAAUAUUUAACAAAAAGGAAAAAUUAAACAUCAACUCAACCCUAAACGUGAAAACGGAGACAACAGAAAUUCGACAUUAAUUUGCGAAUAUCAAAAGGAGAAUAUCCCCAACAACCACACAUUAAUCAACAUUAAACAACACAAGGAAUUAUUCAUAUACAACACAGGUUAUUAUAAUAAAUUUAUACUAACAUUGGAUACUAAUUAAAUAUACAUAAAACAAUUAACAAAUAUUGUAAAAUCACACCCUCACAUAUAUUUGAU
Molecule: messenger RNA, 2059 nt
Organism: Zeugodacus cucurbitae (melon fly)
Lineage: Eukaryota; Metazoa; Arthropoda; Insecta; Diptera; Tephritidae
Exons: 2
Coding region: 563-1549 (328 amino acids)
Source: RefSeq, a predicted model, not a curated record